AUGGAGCGCCGAGACACCAACUACCUGCUUUAUGAAGGACUUGAUAAGGAUGAAGAAAAACGGAAUGGUGUAAAGACACAGAUCUUUCUGACUGGAGAGGGAAGGAUGGAAAAUGACAGUGGUCAGGGCCAGGCUGGAGCAGCUGCAGCCGAAGGGGAAGGAGCAGAAGAAUUCAGUGGAGAAGGGCCCUCAGCUGCUGGUGCCUCAGGCCUCAUGGAUAACUUGAAACAAGAGGACCAUGGCACCAGCCGCAGUGACCAGGAGAAUGAGAAGCAGCCAAAAGAGCCAGUCCCCAGGGACAUGGAGGUUGCAGAAUGUGCACAACCUGUGUCCGUGCUGGUGCGCCAGCGUGGCUUCCAGUACAAGUUCAACCAGUGGCAGUUGCAGGAGCUGGAGCGAUUUUUCCAGCAAAAUCACUACAUCAGCGCAGAACUAAGAAAACAGCUGGCAAGAUGGAUAGGCGUGACUGAAACUAGAGUUCAGAAUUGGUUUAAGGGGAGGCGAGAACAAUACAAGAGAGAUCAGAAGCGUGUAGAGAGCCAGGGCAUCAUACAGGCCCAAACUGUGGCCUUGGCCGUGUCGAGGUCAGUGGCCCUGCCACAGCCGGGGUCUGCACUGAUGUUCAAGUUUCCUGUUGCCAUCAAAGGCUGUGCAGAUGCCAUGCUCCGUAACCUCACCUGGGGUCAUCCUGAGUCUGUGCUGAUGUCCGUGACCCGUGUUGCUACCAAACACCACACUGAUGCCCGGGAUCUGGGCUCCCACCCUGUGGCCUUCUUGGUGCCUGAGAGCUGUGCCACUGCUGAACCCAUACUGACCUGA
Molecule: messenger RNA, 819 nt
Organism: Microtus ochrogaster (prairie vole)
Lineage: Eukaryota; Metazoa; Chordata; Mammalia; Rodentia; Cricetidae
Product: rhox homeobox family member 2-like
Exons: 6
Coding region: 1-819 (272 amino acids)
Molecular function (GO): DNA binding
Source: RefSeq, a predicted model, not a curated record